This is a messenger RNA of Gadus chalcogrammus (walleye pollock), 5425 nucleotides long. It is a transcript of the gene arhgap46a, whose product is annotated as Rho GTPase activating protein 46a. NCBI's taxonomy places the organism in Eukaryota, Metazoa, Chordata, Actinopteri, Gadiformes, Gadidae. Gene Ontology annotation, molecular function: protein binding; GTPase activator activity. Bases 157 to 3657 code for a protein of 1166 amino acids. Gene Ontology annotation, cellular component: cytoplasm; cytoskeleton. Gene Ontology annotation, biological process: signal transduction. The record is from RefSeq and is a predicted model, not a curated record. The transcript is spliced from 10 exons.
CAGCGGAUCGGAUUCACCAGUGGAGCGCUGUCUCGUGCUCACUGCUCACUACUCUGGCAGCGGCGCUGUCCCGUGAGAAGAAAAUAUCCCCCGGGCUUAAAACAGUCGCUAAAUACCUUCUUCUUUUAUCCACGUUUUGCUAACAAUGUGAAUAUAAUGGCCGGAGCAAGCUCUGAUUGGGUAGAGAUCCUGGAGCCGCGCUCGCGGGAGCGCAUGUACGUCAACCUGGCCUCCGGAGAGUGCGGCUGGGAGCCUCCGCUGGGAGCCCCCGUACGGCAGGCCGACGGCAACCAGUGGUGGGAGCUGUUCGACCCCCAGAGCGGACGCUUCUACUACUACAACUCGGUGGGCCGCCGUACCGUCUGGCACCGGCCCCAGGGCGGGGACAUCGUGCCCCUCUCACAGCUCCAGGCCAUGAAGCGCUCCAAGGAGGCCAAGCGCGCCGGCGCACUGCCCCCGGACCGGCAGCAGCCCCCGCAGCACGGCUCCCUGGGCAGCACCGGGAGCCAGGAACACCGGGCCCCGCUGGGCGAGCAGCCCCGGGACGGCCCGCCCCCCAGGGCCCCGGAGAGCCCCAGCGAGAGGGAGGAGCCGGACGCUGAGCUGCCGCCGGUGGUGGCGGGGGCGGCGGCGGAGAGCCGUUCCCAGGGCGACGGCAGCAGCAGCACCGAGUACAGCACUGACGGCAAGGAGCCCCUGAGGGACACUACUCAAAGAUGGCAGCCCCCACCAGGCUCUAAGGCGGCCAUGUUGGUGAAGGUCAACAGUAUGAGCAGGAGCCAGGCCAGUCCCUCAGUGCAACCGAACGCCCAGCCCAGCACACACAUCAGCAAGGCCAGCGCCUUCACACUUCACCCCGCCGGCAGCAAGUCUCCAGGAGGACACCUGGGCACCGCCCAGGGAUACAAGACCACGCCCUCGGGCAAGAUGACGUCGGACCCCCGCCAGGCCCACCACCUGAGGAAAGGCAGCAACGGUAGCUUCUGCCUGGUGAUGACUGAGGGCGGGCACCCCAGCCCCCUGCUGCUCAGGUCCCAGAGCAGCACGCCGCGCCCCGCCUCCCCCCCCUACGGCUCCACCGCCCCCCUCUACGACGACCCCGUGACCGAAUGCCCCAUCUACGACGAGCCGCCCAUGGACAUGGAGGUGGAGGGGGCUCACCUCCACAACAACCCCAGCCUGCCCCGCCUGACACCCACACACAGUCUCCAGAAGACGCGGCUCCUCCAGCACCCGGGCCCCCCUCACAUGGGGGCCAGGCACAAGAGGAACCCCUCUGAGUCGGACUACAGCCCAGCCGGCCUGGAGUGUAUCAAGCACAUGGUCAACGUGGACCCCAAACAGGGGACCCUGUCCCAGGUCUCCCCUGGCUCUACUCGCUCCCCGUCCCCGACCUCCAGACCCGAGCCUCCGCCGUCCCAGCACCCGGCCGGGCCCCAUCCCCACCAGGCCCCGAGGGGCCCCUCCAGGGACAGGGAGCCGGGGACCCCGGGGCCCAACACCCUGGAGAAGAAGCAGAGCUGGCGGGCCCUGGAGGCCACCGUGCAGCGCGCCAUGGAGGCCCGCCACAGCCGACAGAGCAGCCAGGCGUCCCAGGACUUCCCCCCGUCCACCCCGCAGCCGCCCCCCCUCUACCAGGACUCGGGCUACUCCACGGGCCCCUCGCCCAGCCUGAGGAGGAAGAGCCGGAGGAGGACGGGGGCGGCGGGGGCCGCGGGGACGGGCGGCCGGCCCGGCUCGGUGGGCAGCAGCGGGGAGCUGUCGGCGCUCAACGAGCGUCUGAUGGCGGAGAUGAGGGAGGUGGUGAGCCGCUCCAACACCAUGAGGGAGGUGCGGGCCGGGCUGGACCCGGAGCUCGGGGAGAGAGUGGGGGUGGUGAUUCCCCGGACGCUGUCCCCGGUGGACGGGGGGGCGCGCUGGUACGGCGGAGGUGGCGCAGCGGGAGGGAGCGCGUCGGCCGGCAGGGGCUCCUCCAGGGAGGACCUGACCGGAGCCGCGCUCGCCCGGUCGAAGAGCAGGGCGGGUCACCAGAGCAACCCGGCUCUGAGCCCCCUGGAGCUGCCAGGCAGGCAGAAGAGGACCUACGAGAAGGUGGACACCCUGGAGAAGAGCAUCACCAGCCAGGCCAGCCUGUCUUCACCGGAGACCCCAGGACCUGCCUCACAGACGGGCACCUUGGAGCUGCAGGGUCAGCUGGAAAGCAGGAAGAAAGGCAUGGUGGACGGCCGCACCGCGUCCCUGGGCCCCCACCGGCCGGCCCCCCACGACAACCGCGAGGCGGGCGACGGGGGUGAGGGCCGGCCCGGAGGCUCCACCUACACGCUGUCCUACGCCUCCCUGCGCCAGCCGCCGCCCCCCGACAUGGGCAUGGAGGACUGGGCCAGCAAGCACCUCAACAUGCACACGCAGGGCCUUUUCCGCCGCCGCGUCUCCAUCGCCAACAUGCUCUCCUGGAACCGCGGCUCCAUCAAGAAGCCCAUGCUGGUCACCAGCAACCGGGCGGUGCGCAAGGAGGCCUGCGAGAUGUUCAAGCUGGUGCAGGCGUACAUGGGCGACCGGCCCUCCCGGCUGGGCCGACGCCACUGCGCCCUGCUGAUCGUCACCAAGUGCUGGGACCUGCCCGGCCUGCGGGACGAGCUGUACGUGCAGCUGGUGCGCCAGACCACGGGCAACACCAGCCCCCGCAGCCUGGCGGCCGGCUGGGAGCUGAUGGCGGUCAGCCUGGCCUUCUUCGCCCCUUCGCCCAAGUUCCGCUGCUACCUGGAGGGAUACAUCCAGAGACACACGGAGCCCAGCAGCGACAAGAAAUGUGAGUCUCAGACUGAGCAACAUGUGACUCAGUUCAUCUUGGAACAGCAGGAGCUGAAGCUUAAGAAGAACUCAAAGUCCAGGAAGAAGCGCAAACAAAACUCAGAGGAUGAAGAGGGUCUUCCCAUCAGCACCUACGCCAAGUUCUGCUACCGGAAGCUGCAGAAGGUGGCCAUCACAGGGGGCAAGAAGGGCCUUCGUAAGCCCACCCUGGAGGAGAUCGACCACAGCAGGCGGGCCAUCGUCACACCCUCCCUGUUCGGCAGCUCCCUGGAGGAGGUGAUGGAGAGGCAGAGCGAGCUCUUCCCGGACAGGAAGCUGCCGUGGGUGCAGGUGCAGCUCUCCCAGUACGUCCUGGCUCUGGGCGGGGCCCAAACAGAAGGAAUCUUCAGGGUCCCCGGAGACAUCGAUGAGGUGAACGCUCUGAAGCUGCAGGUGGACCAGUGGAGGAUCCCAGAGAACCUCUCAGACCCCAACGUCCCCUCCUCUCUGAUGAAGCUGUGGUACCGGGAGCUUGAGGAGCCCCUGAUCCCCAUGAACUUUUACAAGCAGUGUGUCAGUAACUAUGACGACCCCAUGGCGGCCAUCGACGUGGUGCAGUCCCUGCCCGAGCUAAACAGACUGGUGCUCUGCUACUUCAUCCACUUCCUGCAGGUGUUCGCUCAGCCCGCCAACGUGUCCGUCACCAAGAUGGACGUCAACAACCUCGCCAUGGUGAUGGCUCCUAACUGCCUUCGGUGCCAGUCUGACGAUCCACGCAUCAUCUUCGAGAACACACGCAAAGAGAUGUCCUUCCUGAGGAUGCUCAUCGUCCACCUGGACACCAGCUUCAUCGAGGGCGUGGUGUAGACUUUGGUUUCAAAGGAACACACACACUCACACACAAUAUACACACACGGUCUCCAUCAGCUGGAGGAAAUGCAAAUAAACAUAAAAACACUGUCUACAAAAGAAAACCACACUGGAAAAUGUUAAAGGGGAAGGAGGGAAGAGAGUGGUACAAUUUGGCAUGGUCUAGCCACACUGUCUGUACUGUAUCUUUGUAGCCAGAUGGUCCUGCGUGGAUACUGCAUAGUAGUACACACUUGACAUGAGGCAUCAACCACAUUCACACAGAGUCCACAGUUUCACUGUGGGAGCACUUCAAGAGGAACUGUGGUGAUUUACUCUGAACAGGUUUAAUAUGUCUUUUAUUUUCAAAUACUUUUUUUGCUGCAUGUGAAAAACAACUCUGUUCCAAUUUCCUAAUUUCUCAGCAGAAAUGUACCAUUAAAUUGGUCAACUGGGCUAUAUUCAAUUAUAUGUAAAUGUUAAUCAUUAGAAGGUUUAAAAGAGCUAGCGUUAAUUGCCUUAUUUAUAUUUAGAUGUCAAAUGUUGACACUUGGCCUUUUUCUCUGGUUAAAUGUAUUUUUCAUGAGUGUGUGUGUGAGUGCAUGCAUGUGUGCAUACAGAAAUGCUAAAUGUUCAGUGUAAGGGUGAAAGAUGCAGGAUUAAUGAAUUCUGUAUAGAAAUUUUAAAAACAAUUCUGAAAGAGUGAUAAAGUCAAGUCUUUGAUUAGCUUGCCUGCAAUGUUUUUUAACCACUGCAGUGAGAGAAGCCUAUCAUCAUUAUGUUCAUUUGAACAUCACUAGUAGCACCACCACCACUGUUUUAACACAUUGUACAGAGAGCCGCUUAUUUAAAACGCAUGCAGGAUGAUGUUUUAAGGCUGUCUUGUUUUUUCUAAGCGCUUUUAAACAGUUCAGCCACAACUACAUUGAAGCGUAUCGGUUUUAAACCUCUUGACACUGUAAGAGAGAUGGGGAUGGAGAUACAGCCUAUGUGUAGUGAAUAUGAACUUGUAUAGUCAUCUGUUAAUAAUCUUUUCUUUCAAAUAUCUGUGUGUGGUUUCCCUUAACCAGAGUUCUCAGUUCUUCUCUUUGUGGCCUGUUGUUGUGACUCAGGUCCUAGCAUUAAAACGGGUGUCGGAGUAGUACUCUUCCACAGUCGGAACAUGUCAUUUCUCCGCCCCCUCUCCCCAAACCGAGAUGGGGUAUUUUUCAACUGUCGGGCACUAUGAACUGUAGAUAGGACUCUUUUUGUCCCUCCCUUAUCUCAGGCUUUGGCAAUGUAAAUAAAUAAUGACUGUAAAUAUUAUUAAUUCUAGUUGUGUAAUCCAAUAAAGGGUAAAGGUGAAACUUCCUGUUUCUGAAAAUAGUAAAACUAAAAAAACUUAAUGUGUGGGCUGUUUUGUAAUUAAAAUAAAUGUCCCUGCUGUGACGUCCCACCUUUGGAACUAAUACUGAAUCAAACCACUAUCCAUGUGUGUAUGUUGGCAUACCCUGUUGUUAAAGUAUGGAAUGAGUGUUCAUAAAUAAAGCUUUGUUCAAUUGACAAAAAUCCAUGUUUGUGACUACAUUUUCAUGUGUGCAACUCGGUUAUUAUAAGAAGUGUGUAAAGGUAAUUAUAUGCAUUUUAAAAGGUUUAAUGUCUUAAAAAAAACAGGUGUGUUCAGAUAAAUAGAUAUUCAUUGUUGAUGGGUAGAUAUCUCUGAUAACGCUAUCAUUACUAUGAGGAGAAUUCUAGUGUUACAGAAGCAUUUUACAGAUAUAAUGCAGUGCAAAUUAUGCAAGAAUAU